Messenger RNA from Fraxinus pennsylvanica, 1119 nucleotides. The record is from the annotation of a GenBank genome assembly. Lineage: Eukaryota; Viridiplantae; Streptophyta; Magnoliopsida; Lamiales; Oleaceae.
AUGAUGGCUGAGAGGAAUGGUUCUGAUGGGCAUCAGAAAUUACGCAUCAGAAAUUACGAUCAGUAUUUGGUGAUGUUACGAAUCAGCUUGGCAUGGGUUUUGCCUCGCCCAUGUACUGAGAUUAACUUGUUGCAAGGGAAUGUUAUAUCAAGUAUUUCGAAAGUUCCCAAUGAAAAUAAGGAUGCAGAUGCUUUAGAUUUAUGCAAGGAUUCUGCUGUUUCCAAGAGUUUUAUUCUAGUGGAUGUAGUUGAUAAUAGCUGUAAUCAUAUUGAAAUCAAAGCUGAUGUUUGUCAUAAGAUAGAUUCAUCACAGGAGAAUGUGAUUUCAGGGACCUCAAAUAUAGAUAGUGAAAAGAACUGCUCUCGCUUGGUAGGUACUGGCAGGAGCAGAGUGGCUGAGGUUAUUGUGAGUGAUGCGGGUGAUGUUUUGUUAAAAAUCUUGGUGCCAACUAGUGAAACUGGUGCUAAUAGUGUUUGCAAUGAAAAGACUUGCAAUGAUGAUGAAGACAAAGUCACUUCUGAAGGCACUCAAAGUGAAACUAAUCAUAAAAACUAUGGGGAUGAUAAUUAUGUUGAUAGUUUUGUAUUGAGUCAGUCUGGGUCUAUUGACUAUAAUAUACUAUCCGAGUCACAGGAAUCUAGAGUACUUGGAUUAGAAAAAUGCACUGAACUUAAAAGGGGUGCUGGAUGUGCUAAUGUGAGUGGAGGGAUUGACUUGAUCAAAGCAUGCUCUUGUUCCUUUUGCACAAAAGGUAUCAAUCCGAGCAUUUCCCUUAUCUUGCCUGUAGCCUCAAGUAUUCUGGGUCAUGAAGCAUCUGAUUGCAUUCUUUAUUUCCUAUAUUAUCUGUUUAUGAAGAGUAAAAAAGAAGCAAGCAUUUUGGCUGCAAGAAGUCGUUGGAGUAAGGCAACUGAGAAACAUGGUCUGGGAAACUUCUCUGAAGUUUCAAAGUUAGAAUCUGAUUUGAUGCAUCAGUGGAGGUAUCUCUUUCAACACAUGGUGGACACAUGCGAGCACGAAUCUAACCAGCUUGAAACUAAUCUACUCCCUCUAACAGAGUUGAGGGAGCAAUGCAAGAUAGACUUGGAGCACAUUAAUGCUACAUCUUCAGAGAAACAUUAG